Molecule: messenger RNA, 813 nt
Organism: Strigops habroptila (Kakapo)
Lineage: Eukaryota; Metazoa; Chordata; Aves; Psittaciformes; Psittacidae
Gene: SYCP3
Product: synaptonemal complex protein 3
Exons: 9
Coding region: 97-813 (238 amino acids)
Biological process (GO): spermatid development; meiotic cell cycle
Cellular component (GO): synaptonemal complex
Source: RefSeq, a predicted model, not a curated record
AGGAUCCAAAAGGAAGUUGGUCAUGAACGAAUCAAAGUGUAGAAGAGCUUUAUUUUGGAGAUCAGUCUACCUCAAAAUUAGGAAGAAAACCUUAUUAUGGCACCAUCAGGAAGAAAGCAUGGAGGAAAAGCUAGUAAACCAGCACAGGAAAAUCAAGCCAUACGUGCCUAUGACUUUCAGGAGGAAAGAAAAGAGCUGAGUGGAUCAGAGGAAGAUAUUAGAGAAGGCGAAACACCAGUAAUGGACAAGCAUGGAAAGAAAAGACCUUUGGUGACUACUCAUGUGGUUCCAGAUGAUGUGGGGGGUGAAGUACAGAAUAUGCUGGAAAGAUUUGGAGCGGACAUUAACAAGGCUCUCUUAGCUAAGAGGAAAAGAUUAGAAAUGUAUACAAAAGCCUCACUAAAAACCAGUAACCAGAAGAUUGAACAUGUUUGGAAAACACAGCAGGAGCAAAGGCAGAAGCUCAAUUAUGAAUUCUCCCAGCAGUUCCUGACUUUAUUUCAGCAAUGGGAUGUAGAUGUGCAGAAAGCAGAGGAGCAGGAAGAAAAACUAGCGAAUAUGCUUCGCCAGCAACAAAAAGUUUUUCAACAGGCAAGAAUAGUUCAAAGUCAGAGACUGAAAACCAUUAAGCAGCUCUAUGAGCAAUUCUUAAAGAGCAUGGAAGAGCUGGAGAAGAGCAAUGAAAAUCUUCUAGUUGGUGCACAAAAUGAACUCCGCAAAGAAAUGGCUAUGUUGCAGAAGAAGAUUAUGAUGGACACUCAACAGCAGGAGAUGGCAACUGUUCGCAAGUCUCUUCAGUCCAUGUUAUUCUGA